This is a messenger RNA of Glycine soja, 772 nucleotides long. RefSeq names its product MLP-like protein 34. Bases 69 to 527 code for a protein of 152 amino acids. NCBI's taxonomy places the organism in Eukaryota, Viridiplantae, Streptophyta, Magnoliopsida, Fabales, Fabaceae. The record is from RefSeq and is a predicted model, not a curated record. The transcript is spliced from 2 exons. Gene Ontology annotation, biological process: defense response.
AUAUUCUUCCCCAUCUCUCAUCCUUGUUAAUUAGUUUGUUCCAUUUCUUGCUUCUUAAUUUCUUGAUCAUGUCACUUGCUGGUAAAAUCAGCAUUGAAAUUGGGGUGCAUGCAAGCGCUGCAAAGUGGUUCAACCUCUUUGCAACGCAACUCCAUCAUGUUCAAAACCUUACCGAAAGAGUGCAUGAAACCAAGCUACAUCAUGGUGAUGACUGGCAUCACAACGAAUCGAUCAAACACUGGACUUGUACCAUAGAUGGUAAGGUUACAACAUAUCACGAGAGUAUUGAAUCCGUUGAUGAACCUAACAAAACAAUCACUUACAAGAUCUUCGGUGAAGAUAUCGAUCACCAGUAUAAGGUCUUUAAGGUCAUCUUUCAAGCAAUUCAUAAGGAUCAUGGGGGUGCAUUCAUCAAAUGGACUAUUGAAUAUGAAAGGGUUGGUGAGGAAGUUGAUCUUCCAUUUGGCUUCAUCGAAUACCUCAACAAAGGGAGUAGAGAUGUUGAUGGUCAUCUUCUCAAGGCAUAGCUCCAAAAGUUAUGUAGAAAUUAAAUAAAAAAAAUAAAGAAAUAAUGGGCUGGGCUUGAGGAUAAAGUGCUUAUAUUUACUAUCGGUGUGAUGUUUGACGAGAAGGAUGCUUAUGUGUUGAUCCUUUCUUUUGUGUGGAAUAAACAUGGAUAUGUCUGUCCGUGAUGUCCUUGAAAUAUGUUAAAUUAUACCUUAAAGUGCUCAAUGUGAAGCGUAUAAAUGAAUAUUUAUGCUUAUUGUACAUA